Castor canadensis (American beaver) is the source of this 4649-nucleotide messenger RNA. It is a transcript of the gene Atp2a3, whose product is annotated as ATPase sarcoplasmic/endoplasmic reticulum Ca2+ transporting 3. Gene Ontology annotation, molecular function: ATP binding; P-type calcium transporter activity; ATP hydrolysis activity. Gene Ontology annotation, cellular component: membrane. NCBI's taxonomy places the organism in Eukaryota, Metazoa, Chordata, Mammalia, Rodentia, Castoridae. Gene Ontology annotation, biological process: calcium ion transport. The record is from RefSeq and is a predicted model, not a curated record.
GAGGGCGCAGCAUCCUGGCGCGGGCAGCGGCUACCGCCACCACUGCCGUCGGGGAAGGUCCUAUCGCGGACAUGGUCUCGCGCUGCGCCCGCCCGGGCCCUUACCCCUCGCGCCCCGCUCAGUAGCCCCGCGGGAGGCGGCCUGGACGGUGCAGACUGGCGGGCGGGCGGCAUGGAGGAGGCGCACCUGCUCCCGGCCGCCGACGUUUUGCGCCGCUUCUCGGUGACUGCCGAGGAUGGCCUGAGCCCCGCGCAGGUGACCGGCGCGCGGGAGCGCUACGGCCCCAACGAGCUCCCCACUGAGGAAGGGAAGUCCCUGUGGGAGCUGGUGCUGGAGCAGUUUGAAGACCUCCUGGUGCGCAUCCUGCUGCUGGCCGCCCUGGUCUCCUUUGUCCUGGCCUGGUUUGAGGAGGGUGAGGAGACCACUACAGCCUUCGUGGAGCCCCUGGUCAUCAUGCUGAUCCUUGUGGCCAAUGCGAUCGUGGGCGUAUGGCAGGAGCGUAAUGCUGAGAAUGCCAUCGAGGCCUUGAAGGAGUAUGAGCCUGAGAUGGGCAAGGUGAUCCGCUCAGACCGCAAGGGCGUGCAGAGGAUCCGCGCUCGGGACAUUGUUCCUGGAGACAUUGUGGAAGUGGCAGUGGGAGACAAAGUGCCUGCAGAUCUCCGUCUCAUCGAGAUCAAAUCUACCACACUGCGAGUGGACCAGUCUAUCCUGACAGGUGAAUCUGUGUCUGUGACCAAGCACACAGAUGCUAUCCCAGAUCCCAGAGCUGUGAACCAGGACAAGAAGAACCUGCUAUUUUCUGGCACCAAUAUUUCAUCUGGCAAGGCCAUGGGUGUGGCAGUGGCCACAGGCUUGCACACGGAGCUGGGAAAAAUCCGGAGCCAGAUGGCAGCUGUGGAGCCUGAGCGGACGCCAUUGCAGCGCAAGCUAGAUGAAUUUGGACGGCAGCUGUCCCAUGCUAUCUCCAUGAUCUGCGUGGCUGUGUGGAUCAUCAACAUUGGCCACUUUGCUGACCCCGCCCAUGGUGGCUCCUGGUUCCGUGGUGCCAUCUACUACUUCAAGAUCGCUGUGGCCCUGGCUGUGGCCGCCAUCCCGGAGGGCCUCCCAGCAGUCAUCACUACAUGCCUGGCACUGGGCACCCGGCGCAUGGCACGCAAAAAUGCCAUUGUGCGGAGCCUGCCCUCCGUGGAGACCCUGGGCUGCACCUCAGUCAUCUGCUCUGAUAAGACAGGCACACUCACCACUAAUCAGAUGUCUGUCUGCAGGAUGUUCGUGGUAGCGGAAGCAGAAGCAGGCUUCUGCCGUUUGCAUGAAUUCACCAUCUCGGGUACUACUUAUGCCCCGGAAGGCGAAGUGUGGCAAGGGGAACAGACUGUGCACUGUGGGCAGUUUGAUGGGCUUGUGGAGCUGGCAACCAUCUGUGCCCUGUGCAACGAUUCAGCGCUGGAUUACAAUGAGACUAAGGGUGUGUAUGAGAAGGUGGGAGAGGCCACAGAGACGGCCCUGACUUGCCUGGUGGAGAAGAUGAAUGUGUUUGACACAGACCUGAAUGCACUGUCCCGGGUGGAGCGAGCUGGCGCCUGCAAUGCGGUCAUCAAGCAGCUCAUGAGGAAGGAGUUCACCCUCGAGUUCUCCCGGGACCGGAAAUCCAUGUCAGUUUAUUGCACGCCCACCUGCUCUGACCCCAAGGCCCAGGGCAGCAAGAUGUUUGUGAAGGGGGCUCCUGAAAGUGUGAUUGAGCGCUGCUGCUCAGUUCGUGUGGGGAGCCGAACAGUACCCCUGAACACCACCUCCAGGGAGCAGAUCCUUGCAAAGAUCCGGGACUGGGGCUCAGGCUCAGACACACUGCGUUGCCUAGCACUGGCCACCCGGGAUCAGCCCCCGAGGAAGGAGGACAUGCAGCUGGAUGACACCAGCAAGUUUGUGCAGUACGAGACAGACCUGACCUUUGUAGGCUGUGUGGGCAUGCUGGACCCACCCCGGCCUGAGGUGGCUGCCUGCAUCACACGUUGCCACCAGGCAGGCAUUCGAGUGGUCAUGAUCACAGGGGACAAUAAAGGCACAGCUGUGGCCAUCUGCCGUCGGCUUGGCAUCUUUGGGGACACAGAGGACGUGUCAGACAAGGCCUAUACAGGCCGUGAAUUUGAUGACCUCAGCCUUGAGCAGCAGCGCCGUGCCUGCCGCUCUGCCUGCUGCUUCGCCCGUGUGGAGCCAGCACACAAGGCCCGAAUUGUGGAGAACCUGCAGUCCUUCAAUGAGGUCACCGCCAUGACUGGUGAUGGGGUGAACGAUGCACCAGCCCUGAAGAAAGCAGAGAUUGGCAUUGCCAUGGGCUCAGGCACAGCCGUGGCCAAGUCUGCUGCAGAGAUGGUGCUGUCAGAUGACAACUUUGCAUCCAUUGUGGCUGCAGUAGAGGAAGGUCGGGCCAUCUAUAGUAACAUGAAGCAAUUCAUUCGCUACCUCAUUUCCUCGAAUGUCGGCGAGGUGGUCUGCAUCUUCCUCACGGCAAUUCUGGGCCUGCCUGAAGCCCUGAUCCCUGUGCAGCUGCUCUGGGUGAACCUGGUGACAGACGGCCUACCUGCCACAGCCCUGGGCUUCAACCCUCCAGACCUAGAUAUCAUGGAGAAGCUUCCCCGGAACCCUCAAGAGGCCCUCAUCAGUGGCUGGCUCUUCUUCCGGUAUCUGGCUAUUGGAGUGUACGUAGGCCUGGCCACAGUGGCUGCCGCCACCUGGUGGUUCCUGUAUGACUCCGAGGGACCCCACAUCACUUUCUUCCAGCUGAGGAACUUCCUGAAGUGCUCCGAGGACAACCCACUCUUUGCUGGCAUCAACUGCGAGAUCUUUGAGUCCCGCUUUCCCACAACUAUGGCCUUGUCUGUGCUGGUGACCAUUGAAAUGUGCAAUGCCCUCAACAGCGUAUCUGAGAACCAGUCACUGCUGCGGAUGCCACCCUGGCUGAAUCCCUGGCUCCUGGCAGCCGUGGCCAUGUCCAUGGCCCUGCACUUUCUCAUCUUGUUUGUGCCACCCCUGCCUCUCAUUUUCCAGGUGACCCCACUGAGUGGGCGGCAGUGGGUGGUGGUGCUACAGAUGUCUCUGCCUGUCAUCCUGCUUGAUGAGGCCCUCAAGUACCUGUCUCGGAACCACGUGGAUGAAAAAAAGGAUCAGAAGUGAGUGCUGGAAGUAGAGAGGAGUCUCCAGUGUGGAUCUGAAGCUGAUGGUGCCCUGGCAUUUGUCCCCCGUCCCCACCCCUACCACCACACUCACCCCCUGCCCACCAGGCCCUGCUGGAUGCACCACAAACCUAAGGCCAGAAUGACCACCCGCAGGCCCAGCUCCGGGGUCCCUGUCUCCAUUUCCCUCUGACCUGAGGACUCAUGGCUCAUGUCUCCUGGGAAGUUCCCUUCCUAUAGCUCCAGCCCGGGGGCUGAGCCUGGGAGGCACUACCAAGAAGCCAGAGGCAGCACAUCAGAGAUACAGAGUCCUUCCCCUCUGCACAUCCUCUAGCAUGUCCUCUUCUGCUUGGAGGCUGGGAAUUUGUUUGGUGACCUGUGCUUGGACCCUGAUGGAACACUCUUAGGGCCUUCUUACUGGCUCUGACCUCUCACUUAGUGCCUCGUCUGGAGUGUGGUCAGCGGCGGGGGGGCUAGGAUCAUAGGGGGCCAUCUGGUCCCAGCUGUGCACAGUGAGGCAGGCAGCACCCCCACUUGGCUCUGCCCCCACCAAGUCAGCUCAGGAGAGCCAGAGCUUGAUUGUUUAUAUGUGCAGGCCAGAGGGCGUUGAGGGGUCAGAAGGGAGAAUACAGGAGCAGAGAAGGGGCUGGGCAAAGACUGCCUUUCCCUGGAGAUGGUCUGAGCUGCCUCCCUCAGUUUGUCUGUAUCCCCAGUUCUCAGCUCACUUCUCAAACUCAGGUUUUCCUGCCCCAGGUAUAUGACUUAGUAUAGCCUGGUCUGCCAAGCAGAGGCCAGAUUUGCUAUCUGUGUCCCUGGUGCCUGAGACUGCAGACAUCUUUGGGUCCCUGACUACUGUGCCCUCCUACCCAGCCAGUGUUAGGUCAUUCUGCACAGCUGGGUAAUUCUGGUCUCCUGGACUCUCCUUGGCAUCACUCUUUGCCCAUCUCUCCCUAAACACAUACCCAUGAGCCAAAAGGAUGGCCAUUCCUCAAGAGCACUUCCUGUCCCUGCCAGAGGGUUGCAGCAUCUGUGCAUGAUCUGUCAGAUGGUAGAAGAUAGCAUUUGAGGGACAGGAUGUUUUUCUCUUAACUUUGCUUUUGUUCUGUUGGCGAAAACUAGCUAGGCAUGGCAGAACACUGUACACACCUGUCUGUGUUCUCACCCCUUCCUGAGUGUACAAAGUGAUUAUUUUAUAUGUAAAUCAAAGAUUCACAUUCCUCCCCUGAUCCCCAGAAUCAAAAGUCCUCUCAGCCUGCCUCACAGAUAAAUGGGCUCUAUAUUCUACAGCCCUGUCCCCCAUGCUUCCUUCCUCCCCUCUCAAAGGUUCUGGAAGGCCCAAGAGAGAAACAGAGUUGGAAGUGUCUUGGCAAGGGCAAGUAGAAAGUGUCUGGUAGAAAAAUAAAGGUUGUGUGCUGGGGGAAUGGAGCGCUGCCAGUGUCUUUUUGCCAGCUGGGAAUCUACCUAGGGUCUGCCCACCUG